UUUGGUUUUUGUAAAAACGAAAAAGUUACACAAGCGUUCAGCGUCAGGCUUUUGUAACAUAUGUAUUAGAUACUAUUUCAUUGUUGCCAGUCGUAAUUGACCAGUCAGUGUCUUAUCUUCAACGUUGUAUCGGACCGAACAAUCUGAGCACUGAAACAAAAAGCCUUUUUUUUUUAUUAACAAAGAUAGUAUCGAUACAUUUGAUUCACACAAGGGCUCUGCCUACAGAGACGACAUAGUCGCUUUUGUUUGGACUACUGAAGGUGAAAAUAAAAUAGAAACAAACAAUUCGGGAUGUAUAUUUGACGAAAUAACGCAAAAAGCGGGGUUAUCAACGAAAAGUCCAGACGCGCGCGAGUAUCUCGGGUUGUAACAAGUAAACAGAAGCGCGCGCUUAAAAUAUGGAGUUGAAUUCUGUGAUUUUGACCGCUGGAUCCUCGGUGGGCUUUUUCAAAUUGGUAAACUAUGGAAUCGGCAAACUUCCCAUUCCCGAGACAGCUCAGAGGAACGCUUGGAAAUGGAAAAACAUCUCCACAUCUUUCGUGCACAGCGUCAUAACUGGAGUGUGGUCCGUGCUAUGUUUUUGCAUGCACCCCCAGAUGGCUGAGGAUUUAAUAGCAACGCACUCCGUUUUCUCUCACGCCCUAGUGUCUGUGUCAAUCGGGUACUUCAUAUAUGACUUCUUUGAUAUGGUUAUUAAUCAGAAGAUCAGCCAUUCAUGGGAGCUACUUUUCCACCAUGUAGUGGUGAUCACCUGUUUCGGGAUCUCAGUUCUGACCUGUCGGUAUGUGGGUUUUUCAGUGGUCGCGCUGUUGGUUGAGAUCAAUUCGAUCUUUCUGCACCUGAGGCAAGUGCUCCGCAUGGCCAGCCUGGCCAAAAGUACUUUUUACCGUGUCAACAGCAUGAUAAACCUGGGCACCUACGUGGUGUUUCGCAUCAACACUCUGGCCUGGAUGACCCGCUGGCUGGUGCUGAAUCGUGACCUUAUCCCCCUGGCCAGCUACACCAUCGGCAGCGUGGGUCUGGCCAUCAUGACCGCCAUGAACAUUGUGCUGUUUUACCGCCUGAUGAGAAGUGACUUCAUGAAGUCCAGCCGUGAGAAAGAGGUGAGGAGUGAGAAGGAGAAAGAAAUGUAGAAAGACGACGACGACUCCUGCUCUCCCACUACAGCUCCAACCAAAUCCACUCUCAUCGCCAACUGUUUCCAGACUUUGGGGAAAAACUUGCUGACUUCAUUACUUCAACACCUGCUUGUCCAGUCAUUUUGACUCCAUCUCAUGAAGACCUCAAGCUGUGCUAAGAUAUCUCUAUGAUGGCUGUUGUCACAGGUUUACAGAUGUCUGAAACAGAUGACAUAUUUAUACAUUCAACCUUAUGGUCAAAUACUCCUGCACGGUUUUUAGACAAUGACUUGAGCGUAUGAAACACAUUAUGUUUAAUUUCAAAGGAACUGGAUCUGCUUUCCUUAAUCUAAUCGCAUGCUAAUGCUGAUUGACCGCACUUAAUGUAUACAUUACCUAUUAAAUAUGAGCAAAUAUUCUGCUCAAUUACAAACUACUCAAGUAAGGUUAAAAAUAUGAAAAAAGAACAUAAAAGUUUGAUUUAUUUAAGCUUGCCUCAUUAACACCUACAGCUGCUACCUCAUUAGCUUGUAGCAGGAUCAUCCUAAUUCUGUACACAGGGACAAUUCAUCCAAAAAUGAAUAUUCCCUUUCUUCUGUGGAACACAAAUGAAGAGGUUUAGUUGAAUGUUCACGCUGCUAUUUUCCAUACAAUGAAAGUGAAUGAUAACCGGUGGCUGUCAAAUUCCCCCCCAAAAAAUAAAAUCAGUUCAUACAUUUAAGGACAGAUAUUACAUUUUUGGGUGAACUGUCCCUUUAAUAUAUAUAUAUAUUUUUUUUGUAGUAGAAUUUCUUAGAGCUGAAUUGUAAUUGAAACUCUCUGUACUGACUAGUAAUAGUAAAUCAGCUGACCAUGGACAGGAAGUGCUCAGUGAUCAGUACUGUAUUUCACAAAAUUGGGGUAGGAUUUGAUUUGGUCGUCAUGACCACAGUCUUACCCUGAGCAUAAAGAUCACUGUUAGUAAUUUACCCUUUAAGUGGAGGAUCUAAAUCUCCAUGCUGGAGUCUUUACAACCGUUAUCAGAAUUAAAAACACCCCUGCUCAUUAUUAUAGAGCAAUAUGUGUGAGGUUUGAGAUCUGACAGGACUGUCAUUGCACAAAUCAUGCCUUUAGGUGGCACUACACACACACACACACACACACACACAAACAAUGAGACCUCAUGUUAGCUUAUGCUAAUGCUUAGACUAUAGAGAGGCAUGGUUAAAGCAGUACUUAUUUUGAUUUAAAGGUGCAGAUUUUUUUUUAAAUGCAACUUUGUAAUGUUUCUUUUUUUGUGUGUGUUUUGUAUAACUGUAAUUUAUUUGUCCUUAAUAUCCUUGAUUGUUGUGGUUUGAUGCAAACUGCAAAAAAAAAAAACUUUUUUUUCAAACACAUUGAAUGGUGGAACACUGUUUUGUGCAAAAUGAUGUUGUGAUUUUGUUGAUGGUGAACAAAGAACGGUCCUGGUGAGAUGUACUAAAGUAAAGGCAUUUAUUUGUUUAGCCUUAUUUCAUGUACUCCGUGCCAUUGAGAUUAUAGACUGAAGUCGGAUUAUAAUUUGAUUGGGCAAUAGUGGCCUGUUUAUCCGGUGGGAAUGUUGACGCACUAUAAUCACAUGUAGCAUCACCGACUUGUGCCACAAAAAUAUUCUUUUCAAAUCACCAAAGUUUAUUCAUAAUGUUUCUUUCAGAUACUCCUGCCUUAUUUUACUGAUUGAAGAACAGAUAAAGCUGCUCAUGUCAAAACUAUUGCAGGAACUUGAAAGCACGUGAAAAAUAGAAAAUGUAAACGUUUGCAUUGAAGUAGUAAAACUGAGUUUUUUUAACUAUUGGCAGCUUCACGUUGAGACUGUGUGCUUGUAUAUGUGCUCCCUUAGUGAGGUAAUUGGUAUUU
Molecule: messenger RNA, 2996 nt
Organism: Pimephales promelas (fathead minnow)
Lineage: Eukaryota; Metazoa; Chordata; Actinopteri; Cypriniformes; Leuciscidae
Gene: tlcd2
Product: TLC domain containing 2
Biological process (GO): membrane assembly; phospholipid homeostasis; regulation of membrane lipid distribution
Cellular component (GO): plasma membrane
Source: RefSeq, a predicted model, not a curated record